ACCAAUAAUUGAUUGGCAUGAUAUUGAUUUACAUUCACGUGAAUAUGUAUUUCUAAAAGAAAUUGGUGUACGUGAAGUACCUGAUUUACGAAAAUUAAUUGAUCGAAUUAUUGAAGAACAUAAUGAACAAAAGAAAGAAUUAAAUAAUGAAUAUAAAUUACCAAUAGCACUUAAAUUUUUAGCUGAAAAUUUUCAACAACAUUAUUCUAAAUUAUGGAAAACAACUAAAAUUAAACGACCUUUUCUUCCAUCUAUUUUACCAUCGAAAACUAUUAUAUUAUCAUCACCCGAACAAGUUUUUAAAGGUUUUAAUUCUUUUUAA
Rotaria sordida is the source of this 322-nucleotide messenger RNA. NCBI's taxonomy places the organism in Eukaryota, Metazoa, Rotifera, Eurotatoria, Philodinida, Philodinidae. The record is from the annotation of a GenBank genome assembly.